AUAAUUAAAAUAUAUAUAUAUAUAUAUAAAAUGAUGUUUAUUGUUUUUUGCUUAAUUUUAAAUAUCGGUUAUAUUUAUUCUAUAUCAGGAAAUAAAGGUGCUUGCAAAUCAGGAAACUAUACUGAUUUUGAUUUGGAUAUAAAUAAAUAUUUAGGUAAAUGGUACAGUGCUUAUGUUAGUGAAUCUUUUAGCUAUAUUUAAAGAACAGAUAUUUGUGCAUUUGCUAAUUAUUUAUUAAAUUCAGAUGAAACUCUAAAUAUUCAUAAUGAGGGUAUAAGUUAAGAGGGAAAACAUAAAUCCGCUUAUGCAACUGGUAAAAUUGUUUCACCUGGGAAAUUUAAGAUAAAAUUUUCUAUAUUUUAAUUAAUUCCUGCUAACUAUGAAGUCGUUUAUGUUAAUAAUGGUUAUGAUAUUGCAGCUGUUGUAGGAUGUAACGGAUUCUAUGAAUUUGGAAGUAGUGAUGUUUGGAUUUUAGUAAGAGACUAUAAUUAUGAUGAAAACAAAGUUUUAUAAGUAAUUAGUAAAGUAAAAGAACUUGGAUUUGAUGUAAGUGAUAUAGUUAAAGUAAAUACAAGCGGAUGUAGUACAUAUUGAUAUUUUAAUAUAUUAAUAUUAAAUUACCAUAAUUAUUAUAUAAAUAUUAAAUAUAAAUAAAUAAAUAUUUUAUAUUUAUUAGUUUAAAAGUUUAUGAAAGUUCAUAUAAAUCUUUUUUAUUUUUUAUUAUUA
This is a messenger RNA of Ichthyophthirius multifiliis, 726 nucleotides long. RefSeq names its product temperature-induced lipocalin, putative. Lineage: Eukaryota; Ciliophora; Oligohymenophorea; Hymenostomatida. The transcript has a single exon. The record is from RefSeq and is a predicted model, not a curated record.